AUGGAUGUUCAGAUGAACAUGGAUAAAAUAGUCGACGACAAGGCGCAGCACUCCAUGGAUGAAGUGAAUCGUGUGAUAUUUGGUCAGAGCACUCGGAGCCCUCAGAUCCCUACGAAGGAAGAAGGAAAUGCGAUUUUUAUGCAGACAUUACUCAAACAGAAUGAGUUACUAAUGAGGAUGUUAGUGCUAAAGGAGAAUACGUCAAAUGAGGUAUACGCUCCACCGGACUUCUCCAAAAUACUACCAACGUUUGACCAACCUAAAGACAUGUAUACCUUUUGUGCACACUAUAUAACAAACAUUUCUCACCACACUGGAAUUAACUUGUCAAGUACAAUAACAUUUAUUCCAAAUACAGUGAAACCUCGAUAA
Molecule: messenger RNA, 372 nt
Organism: Macrosiphum euphorbiae (potato aphid)
Lineage: Eukaryota; Metazoa; Arthropoda; Insecta; Hemiptera; Aphididae
Source: the annotation of a GenBank genome assembly